This is a messenger RNA of Arachis ipaensis, 1632 nucleotides long. RefSeq lists its product as uncharacterized. NCBI's taxonomy places the organism in Eukaryota, Viridiplantae, Streptophyta, Magnoliopsida, Fabales, Fabaceae. Gene Ontology annotation, molecular function: GDP-Man:Man(1)GlcNAc(2)-PP-Dol alpha-1,3-mannosyltransferase activity. Gene Ontology annotation, biological process: dolichol-linked oligosaccharide biosynthetic process. The record is from RefSeq and is a predicted model, not a curated record. Gene Ontology annotation, cellular component: endomembrane system.
UAGUAUUAUUAUUUGUCUAUGUUUAUAUAGAUUCUAUUGAUUAUUUUAUAUUUUUUAUUUAUGUAGGAUUGAAUCAACUGAUUGAACCACUGACCCAGCAAUUGAUUUAGUAACUCAGUAGCUUGAUCGGUUCGAUUUUGAUAACUAUGCUUCAGAGUCUCCGACGCACCGUUCUCCUCCUCUAGCUGCUGGUCCAGCAACACUUCAACGGCGAAACAACCCUUUCGUUCUCCGUUCGCCAGAAAUCCCAACCAUUGCUGGAAUUUGUUUCUCUUAUCGCAAAGUUCUGAUCUAAUUCACCACCAUGGCAAAGGGUAAAGCAACUUCAGAGCUCAACAUCGCUAUUAUUCACCCUGAUCUCGGCAUAGGUGGAGCUGAAAGAUUGAUUGUGGAUGCAGCUGUUGAGCUUGCAUCCCAUGGCCAUAAAGUUCAUAUUUUUGCUGCACACCAUGAUAAAAAUCGAUGCUUUGAGGAAACUAUUUCUGGUACCUUUCCAGUUACCGUGUAUGGUUCCUUUCUUCCCCGGCAUGUAUUCUACCGUCUUCAUGCAUUGUGUGCUUACCUCCGGUGCCUAUUUGUUGCUUUCUGUAUGCUAUUUUUGUGGCCUUCGUUUGAUGUUAUAAUUGCUGAUCAGGUCUCCGUAGUCAUUCCCAUCUUAAAACUUAAAAGAUCAGCAAAGAUUGUAUUCUAUUGUCAUUUUCCCGACUUGUUGCUGGCUCAACAUACCACUUUCCUCCGGAAGUUGUAUCGGAUACCGAUAGACUAUGUAGAAGAAGUCACAACUGGAAUGGCUGAUUUGAUACUUGUUAACAGCAACUUCACUGCUUCUACUUUCGCGAAUACUUUUAUACAUCUCAAUGCCAAAGGGAUUCGACCAGCUGUUCUGUACCCUGCAGUUAAUGUGGAUCAGUUCAAAGAACCCAGUUCCUUUAAGCUGAACUUUCUUUCCAUUAACCGCUUUGAAAGGAAGAAGAACAUAGAAUUAGCAAUUUCAGCUUUUGCUAUGCUUCAUUCGCCUGAAGCUUCUUUGACUAUUGCAGGUGGCUUUGACAUACGGUUGAAGGAGAAUGUGGAAUACUUAGAAGAGCUUAAGGCUUUAGCUGAAAGAGAAGGUGUCUCUAAUAGAAUAAGAUUCAUCACCUCUUGCUCUACCACUGAAAGGAAUGCCCUACUCUCGGAAUGCCUGUGUGUUAUUUACACUCCAAAGGAUGAGCAUUUUGGCAUUGUUCCGGUGGAGGCGAUGGCAGCAUACAAACCUGUUAUUGCAUGCAAUAGUGGUGGACCAUUGGAGAGUGUGAAGAAUGAUGAAACAGGAUUCCUUUGUGAUCCUAUACCAGAAGAGUUUUCUUCUGCAAUGGCCAAAUUCAUAAAAGAUCCCAAAGAGGCUGAAAGAAUGGGUAGAGAAGCUAGAAAGCAUGUGGUUGAUUCAUUCUCCACACACACAUUUGGCCAAAGUUUAAAUAGGUAUAUAGUUGACAUUCACAGAGGAAAAGAGGACUAAUGUCACCUUUUUUAAUCAAAUUUAUUUUCUAACAUGGUAUAUAACAUGAUUUCGAUACGCAAAAUUGUUCAAUUGAUGAUCAUUCAACAUGAUCUUAGUUGACUUGGUUAACCAUCUUAUAAGUGUUGGAA